GAAAUUCCAUUUUCUUCCGGUUAAUCAAAUUUUUUUUUGCCCAUCGAUACUGCCAAAAUCAAUCAAUUCAUUAUGAGAUUAUUUUGAACGAUUGAAAGAAAAGAAAAAAUGUUAAUCUAAAUAACCAAACAUUCGAAGCUAUGUAUAAUAAAAAAUAUCGAUUGUACAAUAUCGAUAUUUUACUGCCAUGUCUCGAUCGCAUUCAAAUCAACCAAGACCAUAUAAAGUUUGGUCAUCCGAUCGACAAAAACGUAAAUCAAUAACUGCCUCGAAUCUAAAUGAAUUCAAAAUACGUGGAGCUGAAAAAUUGGGCUAUGAAAAUUAUCAUUAUUUACGUGUUGUAUUUGAACAGGAUGGUACAGAAAUUGAAGAUGAUUUAUAUUUUCAAUCAACCGAAAAUGAUACCGUAUUUUUAUUAUUACGUGAUAAUGAAAAUUGGUCACCACCCGGAAUGGAUGCAUUAAAAUCGGCAUUAUCAGCUAUUCCUCAGAUUGUUUGUGAUACUAUAAAUUCAUUAAAACUAGCCAAUAAAUCACCAGCCUGGUCGAUUAAAGAUGAUCAAGGAUUUAUUACUGUCACAUUACAAUGGGAACAUGAUAAUAAAUUUAAAUAUUUAACCGAUUUUGAAGAGCCACCUUCCUGGAAAAUGUCUUCUUCACAGCCUUCAUUUGCAGCUCAAUUUGGCGAUAAAAUUUAUAGCUCAACAUUUCCACGACCUAGCUCUAGUCGUGCUAAAUCAUAUGAAACAUACCUGAGAGGUGUCCGAAAUAUAAAUAGUCUAGAAGCCUAUCGAUCAGCACUGCCAUAUAAAACAUUAUCUGCCGAUGAUUUUUCUUACAUCGAUCGAGCGAUUGAUGAUUUCAGUUCAGCUCAUGAUCUCACUUCUUAUUGUGAUUUUCAUUGUUCAUCAUUACAUCGUGAUGGUGGCUCAAUCAAAGUUAGCAAAUCAGUAGGAACUUCACCAAUACUUGAUUUGAAUCGAAUCAUUUCACCGAUUGUGACCACCAUCAAUACGACCACUAUCGCCACUACAAUGACAACAUCAACGGCGACAUCACCAUUUGAUCAUAAAGGUUUAUCAACAGCUCAAUUUGAUGAUGCUAAUAUUGUUGCUCAAUCUAGUUGUAUGAAGGCCAAAAAAGGUCAUGUACGUUUUAAGGAUACUGAUAAAAAUAUUGAUUCAAAUAUUCAUUCAUUUACCAAUGAUGCUAAUAAACGAAACAUAUCGUUAAUGGGUCUAUUGAAUGGACAUAUUGUUAAUGAACAUAGUAGUAGUUGUUCAAGUGAUUCAGAAACUGAAACAACAACAACAACUGAACGUGAUGAUGAUGAUGAUGAACAAUUCUGUGAACGUUAUCUAAUGUUAGUUGAUCAAUUAUCAGCUAAUCAUAAAAAACAUCUUUCAAUUAAAGAUAUUGGUAUUAUAUUGGAACGUUUAAAAUCAAAAAUUAUUGAUAUUGAUAAAUUGGAAAGAGAUAAAGAAAAUAUUGAUUGUUAUAAUUGGCUAAUAAAAGCUAUUAUUAAAGGUGAUAUGUUAAGAGAAAUAGGUGUUGUUUAUAAAGGUCAAUAUUAUUCACUUAUGGAACAUCCAGGAUAUUUUUGAAGAAAAAAAAAGAAAAUAUUCAUUUCCAAUCAAUUAAUCAAUCAUUCAUCUAAAACAGCCAGAAAUGAAACAACAACAACAACAACAACG
This is a messenger RNA of Dermatophagoides pteronyssinus (European house dust mite), 1693 nucleotides long. RefSeq lists its product as uncharacterized. Gene Ontology annotation, biological process: apoptotic process; regulation of apoptotic process. The record is from RefSeq and is a predicted model, not a curated record. Lineage: Eukaryota; Metazoa; Arthropoda; Arachnida; Sarcoptiformes; Pyroglyphidae.